AUAUUUUCGGUAUUAGGUUCGAUUAUAAAUUGAGGCUUUUCCCUUGCACUAAUUCACAAUUAUAAUAUUCUUCUCUCCGAAAAAAAAAACAAUCAGAUUCUUCCAGGCAUUCUUAUUCGGCGGUCUAAACUAAAUUUCUUCGACACUUCCUCUCUGAAGAUGCAGAUUUUUGUGAAAACCCUUACUGGCAAGACCAUCACACUUGAGGUUGAGAGCUCAGACACAAUUGACAAUGUUAAGGUUAAGAUUCAAGAUAAGGAAGGAAUUCCCCCAGAUCAGCAGAGGUUGAUCUUUGCCGGUAAACAGUUGGAAGAUGGAAGAACUCUAGCUGACUACAACAUCCAGAAGGAAUCCACUCUCCAUCUAGUCCUCCGUCUCAGAGGUGGUAUGCAAAUCUUUGUGAAAACCCUGACUGGCAAGACCAUCACUUUGGAAGUCGAGAGUUCUGAUACUAUCGAUAAUGUCAAGGCGAAGAUCCAAGAUAAGGAAGGUAUUCCUCCGGACCAGCAGAGGUUGAUUUUUGCUGGGAAGCAAUUGGAAGAUGGGCGCACCCUUGCAGACUACAACAUCCAAAAGGAAUCCACUCUCCAUCUUGUCCUCCGUCUCAGAGGUGGUAUGCAAAUCUUUGUGAAAACCCUGACUGGCAAGACCAUCACUUUGGAAGUUGAAAGUUCUGAUACUAUCGAUAAUGUCAAGGCCAAGAUCCAAGAUAAGGAAGGUAUUCCUCCAGACCAGCAGAGGUUGAUUUUUGCUGGGAAGCAAUUGGAAGAUGGGCGUACCCUUGCAGACUACAACAUCCAAAAGGAAUCCACCCUUCACUUGGUUCUACGACUAAGAGGUGGUAUGCAGAUCUUUGUGAAAACCCUUACUGGAAAGACCAUCACCUUAGAAGUUGAGAGUUCAGAUACCAUUGACAACGUUAAGGCUAAGAUUCAAGAUAAGGAAGGAAUUCCUCCAGAUCAGCAGAGGUUGAUUUUUGCUGGGAAACAAUUGGAAGAUGGCCGUACCCUUGCUGACUACAACAUCCAGAAGGAAUCUACCCUUCACCUUGUCUUGCGCCUUCGUGGUGGUAUGCAAAUCUUUGUGAAGACCUUGACUGGAAAAACCAUUACCUUGGAGGUGGAGAGCUCUGACACUAUUGAUAAUGUGAAGGCCAAAAUUCAGGAUAAGGAGGGAAUUCCUCCAGAUCAGCAAAGGUUGAUUUUUGCUGGAAAGCAGCUGGAGGAUGGUCGCACUCUUGCUGAUUACAACAUCCAGAAGGAGUCCACACUUCACCUUGUCCUUCGUCUCCGUGGUGGUAAUUAAACAUUUCUGUUGGCAUUGGUUUUAAAGAAGAGUGUUUAGCGACUGUUGGUGCGUCUGCUCUCUGUGACAACUUAUGUUAUGUUUCCAGAGUUAUCUUUUGGUUUACAUCUGUGAAAAACUUAUUUCGAUCUGUGAAGACUUCAGUUCAUGAUUGGAGUUUAUCUUUCAUUUGAGGAGUGUCUUUUGCUUUAUGCAGUUGCAGUCUUACCUUGCACUGCACAAUGGUUCAAUGUCCUAGUAGGUGCCUGUAUGGUGCUUACAGUUAAGUGCAUGAAUAAAUUUGCACAUUUGGUGCUGUGAACACUGUUACUUAAAUUGGGCUUGCCCAGUUCGAUUAUGUCUAUCUUUAUCAUUUUUACC
This is a messenger RNA of Papaver somniferum (opium poppy), 1665 nucleotides long. RefSeq names its product polyubiquitin 4-like. NCBI's taxonomy places the organism in Eukaryota, Viridiplantae, Streptophyta, Magnoliopsida, Ranunculales, Papaveraceae. Gene Ontology annotation, molecular function: ubiquitin protein ligase binding; protein tag activity. Gene Ontology annotation, biological process: protein ubiquitination; modification-dependent protein catabolic process. Bases 160 to 1305 code for a protein of 381 amino acids. The transcript has 2 exons. The record is from RefSeq and is a predicted model, not a curated record. Gene Ontology annotation, cellular component: nucleus; cytoplasm.